GUGACUGAACCUUGCCCCCGAGACCUGUCACAGCAGGACGGACACCCUGUCCUUGGCCACACCAUGGCGGGCCCACUGUGCCUGGUCCUGCUCAGCGCUUCCCUGGCCUGCCUCCCGCUGCUGGGGGGCAGUGUGUUUCUCAGCCCGGAACGUGCCAGCAGCGUCCUGGGGCGCGUCCGCAGGGCCAAUUCGUUUUUGGAGGAGAUGAAAAAAGGCAACCUGGAAAGAGAAUGUAUGGAGGAGAUGUGUUCCUUUGAGGAAGCCCGCGAGGUCUUUGAGGACACAACCAAAACGUUGGAAUUCUGGAAUAAAUACAAAGAUGGUGACCAGUGUGAGAGCAGCCCUUGCCAGAACCAGGGCCAGUGCAAAGACGGCCUCCUGGAGUACUCGUGCAUCUGUCCAGAAGGAUACGAGGGCAAAAACUGUGAAUUGUCCACGCGGAAACUCUGCAGCGUCGAUAACGGGGACUGUGACCAGUUCUGCAGGGAGGAGCAGAGCUCCGUGGUGUGCUCCUGUGCCAGCGGGUAUGUCCUCGGCGACAAUGGCAAAUCCUGCAUCUCCACAGAGCCUUUCCCCUGUGGGAAAACCACUGUGGGACGCAGGAAGAGGGCCACCGAGACUGCCCCCAGCAGCGAGGCUCCCCCAGACGCAGAGGAAGAGGCCGGCAUGCUGGAGGAGUAUGACCCCGGAGACCUGUCUCCCACCCAGAGCACCAUGUUCCUGCUGCCUUUCAACCAGACAACCUCUGACCCCGACGAGGAUGCAAGUGGCCUGGUCCGGAUCGUGGGUGGCCAGGACUGCAGAGAUGGCGAGUGUCCCUGGCAGGCUCUGCUCAUCAAUGAGGAGAAUGAGGGGUUUUGCGGAGGUACCAUCCUGAGCGAGUACUACAUCCUCACUGCAGCUCACUGUCUCCAGCAAGCCAAGAAAUUCACGGUGAGGGUAGGUGAACGGGACACAGACAAGGAGGAGGGCAAUGAGGCGGCACACGAGGUGGAAAUGAUCAUCAAGCACAACAAGUUUGUCAGGGAGACAUACGACUUUGACAUCGCGGUCAUCAAGCUGAAGACGCCCAUCACCUUCCGCAUGAACGUGGCGCCCGCCUGCCUGCCGCAGAAGGACUGGGCCGAGUCCACACUCAUGACGCAGAAGACAGGCAUUGUAAGCGGCUUCGGGAAAACCCACGAGAAGGGCCGCCUGUCCACCACCCUCAAGAUGAUGGAGGUGCCGUAUGUGGACAGGAACACGUGCAAGCUGUCCAGCAGUUUCAGCAUCACCCAGAACAUGUUCUGUGCCGGCUAUGACUCGAAGCCCGAAGACGCCUGUCAGGGGGACAGCGGGGGCCCCCAUGUCACCCGAUUCAAGGACACCUACUUUGUCACUGGCAUUGUCAGCUGGGGAGAAGGAUGUGCUCGGAAGGGGAAGUAUGGGAUCUACACCAAGGUCACCAACUUCCUCAAGUGGAUCGAUAGGUCCAUGAAAGCUAGGGGAGUGGCCCCAGCACUGGCGGGGGGCCCCCACACCUAACCCCCAUUAAAGUCAUCCCACCUGCA
Molecule: messenger RNA, 1550 nt
Organism: Nyctereutes procyonoides (raccoon dog)
Lineage: Eukaryota; Metazoa; Chordata; Mammalia; Carnivora; Canidae
Gene: F10
Product: coagulation factor X
Exons: 8
Coding region: 64-1524 (486 amino acids)
Biological process (GO): blood coagulation; proteolysis
Cellular component (GO): extracellular region
Molecular function (GO): serine-type endopeptidase activity; calcium ion binding
Source: RefSeq, a predicted model, not a curated record